AUGGACGCCGUCGUACGGACAUGUCGUCCGCCGCCGGCCGCUGGGGAGGAGCCGCGGGACGCGCGUGUGGCGCGGAAGCUCCUGCGUUCGGUCGGGCUCAGGGAGGACAGCUACGACGCGGGGGUGGUGCACCGGUUCGUGGAGCUCACCCACCGCUACGCCGGCGGGGUGGUCGGCGAGGCCAGGGCCUACGCCGACCACGCCGGCAGGGCGUCGCUCGAGGCCGACGAUUUGCACCUCGCCAUCCGGGCGAAGGCCGCAAUCUCCCCCGGGCCGCCGGGCCGCGAGGCUAUCUUUGACCUGAUACGCAGCAGGAAUUCGGCCCCUCUGCCCAAAUCGACUGCUCCUGCCGGAUCGAUUCCUCUCCCGCCUCUUCAGGACAUAAUGCUGAGCCAAAACUACCUGUUCGUUCGUCCGAUUGAUCCACCGCCUGAUCAGGUUGAGGAAACCGAGGAUGGCGGUGAAGGUUCCAAUCCUAAACAAGAGCACAAUGGUCGCUAGUAACAAGCAGAAG
Messenger RNA from Phragmites australis (common reed), 514 nucleotides. Its product is annotated as transcription initiation factor TFIID subunit 9-like. NCBI's taxonomy places the organism in Eukaryota, Viridiplantae, Streptophyta, Magnoliopsida, Poales, Poaceae. Gene Ontology annotation, cellular component: SAGA complex; transcription factor TFIID complex. The transcript has 2 exons. Gene Ontology annotation, molecular function: RNA polymerase II general transcription initiation factor activity; protein heterodimerization activity; transcription coactivator activity. The coding region runs from base 1 to 501 and encodes 166 amino acids. Gene Ontology annotation, biological process: DNA-templated transcription initiation; RNA polymerase II preinitiation complex assembly. The record is from RefSeq and is a predicted model, not a curated record.